UAUUGAGUUUGCCUUUAUUACAAGUCCACACUCCCUGCAUCAAGUCAAAGCUUUCUAUUUCAUUCCAUGGCAGAAGCUUUGCUUCAAGUUGUGCUAGACAAUCUCACUUCUUUUCUCAAAGGGGAACUUGUAUUGCUUUUUGGUUUACAAAAUGAGUUUCAAAAGCUCUCAAGCAUCUUCUCUACAAUCCAAUCAGUCCUUGAAGAUGCUCAGGAGAAGCAAUUCAACGACAAGCCACUUGAAAAUUGGUUGCAAAAACUCAAUGUUGCUACAUAUGAAGUCGAUGACAUCUUGGAUGAAUAUAAAACUAAGGCCACACGAUUCUCCCAGUCUGCAUAUGGCCGUUAUCAUCCAAAGGCAAUCCCUUUCUGUCACAAAGUCGGGAAAAGGAUGGACCAAGUGAUGAAAACACUGGAUGCAAUUGCUGAGGAAAGAAGGAAUUUUCAUCUGCAAGAAAAGAUUAUAGAGAGACAAGCUGCUAGACGGGAAACAGGCUCUAUAUUAACUGAACCACAAGUUUAUGGAAGGGACAAAGAGGAAGAUGAGAUAGUGAAAAUCCUGAUAAACAAUGUUAGUAAUGCCCAACAACUUUCAGUCCUCCCAAUACUUGGUAUGGGGGGACUAGGAAAGACCACUCUUGCCCAAAUGGUCUUCAAUGAUCAGAGAGUUACUGAGCAUAUCCAUCCCAAAAUAUGGGUUUGUGUCUCAGAUAAUUUUGACGAGAAGAGGUUGAUGAAAACAAUUAUAGGAAAUAUUGAAAGAAGUUCUCUUGAUAUCGAGGACUUGGCUUCACUUCAGGAGAAGCUUCAAGAGUUGUUGAAUGGAAAAAGAUACUUUCUUGUCUUAGAUGAUGUUUGGAAUGAAGAUCAACAGAAGUGGGAUAAUUUAAGAGCAGUCUUGAAGGUUGGAGCAAGUGGUGCUUCUGUUCUAACCACUACUCGUCUUGAAAAGGUUGGAUCAAUUAUGGGAACAUUGCAACCAUAUGAAUUGUCAAAUAUGUCUCAAGAAGAUUGUUGGUUGUUGUUCAUCCAACGUGCAUUUGGACACCAAGAAGAAAUAAAUCCUUACCUUGUGGCUAUCGGAAAGGAGAUUGUGAAAAAAUGUGGUGGUGUGCCUCUAGCAGCCAAGACUCUUGGAGGUAUUUUGCGCUUCAAGAGAGAGGAAAGAGAAUGGGAACGUGUAAGAGAUAGUGAGAUUUGGAAUUUGCCUCAAGAUGAAAGUUCUAUUCUACCUGCCCUAAGGCUUAGUUAUCAUAAUCUUCCACUUGAUUUGAGACAAUGCUUUGUGUAUUGUGCGGUGUUCCCAAAGGACACAGAAAUGGAAAAGGAAAAUCUAAUUGCUAUCUGGAUGGCACACGGUUUUCUUUUAUCAAAAGGACACUUGGAGCUAGAGGAUGUGGGUAAUGAAGUAUGGAAAGAAUUAUAUCUGAGGUCUUUUUUCCAAGAGAUUGAAGUUAAAUCUGGUAAAACUUAUUUCAAGAUGCAUGAUCUCAUCCAUGAUUUGGCUACAUCUCUGUUUUCGGCAAACACAUCAAGCAGCAAUAUCCGCGAAAUAAAUGUAAAAAGUUACACACAUAUGAUGUCCAUUGGUUUCGCUGAAGUGGUGUCUGUGUCUCCUUACUAUCCACUCAGCUUGGAACAGUUUGUCUCGUUAAGAGUGCUUAAUCUAAGUUACUCAAAACUUGACCAGUUACCAUCUUCCAUUGGAGAUCUAGUGCAUUUGAGAUACCUAAACUUGUCUGGCAAUGGUAGAAUUAGUAGUCUUCCAAAGCAGUUAUGCAAGCUUCAAAAUCUGCAGACUCUUGAUCUACAAUAUUGCACCUCACUUUGUUAUUUGCCUAAAAAAACAAGUAAACUUGGUAGUCUCCAAAAUCUUUUACUUGAUAAGUGUUAUGCUUUGAUUUCUAUGCCACCAUGGAUAGGAUCUUUAACACGCCUUAGGAUUCUAGAUUGCUUUGUCAUUGGCAAGAGAAAAAGUUGUCAACCUGGUGAACUACGAAAUCUGAAUCUCUAUGGCUCAGUUGUUAUCACACAUCUUGAGAGAGUGAAGAAUAAUAGGGACGCAAAAGAAGCCAAUUUAUCUGCAAAAGCGAAUUUGCAAUCUUUAAGCAUGUGUUGGGAUAACAAUGGACCACACAGAUAUGAAUCAGAAGAAGUUAAAGUGCUUGAAGCCCUUAAACCACACCCCAAUCUGAAAUAUUUAUAUCUCACUGGCUUCAGAGGAUUCCGUCUCGCAGACUGGAUGAAUCACUCAGUUUUAAAAAAUGUUGUCUCUAUUGUAAUUGAAGGUUGCGAAAACUGCUCAUGCUUACCACCCUUUGGUGAGCUGCCUUGUCUAGAAAGUCUAGUGUUACACAAGGGGUCUGCGGAGGUGGAGUAUGUUGAAGAAGACAAUAUUGAUGUUCAUUCUGGAUCCCCCACAAGAAUAAGAUUUCCAUCUCUGAGAAAACUUACUGUAGCCAAAUUCCGUAAUCUGAAAGGAUUGCUGAAAAAAGAAGGAGAAGAGCAAUUCCCUGUGCUUGAAGAGGUGGAGAUUGAGCAGUGCCCUGUGUUUGUUAUCCCUACCCUUUCUUCUGUCAAGAAAUUGGAAAUCGCGCGAGAGGCAGAUGCAACUGGUUUCAGGUCCAUAUCUAAUCUUAGGGAUCUUACUUCCCUCUACAUUAGCGAUAACGAAGAAGCUACUUCACUCCCAGAAGAGAUGUUCAAAAACCUUGCAAAUCUCAAAGACUUGACUAUCUCUGAGUUCAAAAAUCUCAAAAAGCUGCCUACCAGCUUGGCUACUCUCAAUGCUUUGAAGAGUCUGAAAAUUGAAUGUUGUGGUGCACUAGAGAGUCUCCCCGAGGAAGGGCUGGAAGGUUUAACUUCCCUCACAGAGUUAUCUCUCCAGUACUGUGAGAUGCUAAAAUGUUUACCCGAGGGAUUGCAGUACCUAACAGCCCUCACAAGUUUAACAGUUGAGGGAUGUCCAGAAGUGGAAAAGAGGUGUGAGAAGGGAAUAGGAGAAGACUGGCACAAAAUUGCUCACAUUCCUAAUCUGCAUAUUCGUAACUAUUAGUAUUUAUAAUAGUUUCUUGGGUUCUUUGUUUGUGAUUCUCCCACACAGACCAUUCCUGUUUGUAUUAAGUAUUACUUAUGAUGUGAAACCCAUUUCUCUGUACUUGCUGCUGUUAUAUUAAUAUGCACUACAUCUAAUGUUUC
Messenger RNA from Solanum tuberosum (potato), 3197 nucleotides. RefSeq names its product putative disease resistance protein RGA1. Gene Ontology annotation, molecular function: ADP binding; protein binding. The record is from RefSeq and is a predicted model, not a curated record. NCBI's taxonomy places the organism in Eukaryota, Viridiplantae, Streptophyta, Magnoliopsida, Solanales, Solanaceae. The coding region runs from base 67 to 3054 and encodes 995 amino acids. The transcript is spliced from 2 exons.